Molecule: messenger RNA, 2996 nt
Organism: Ceutorhynchus assimilis (cabbage seed weevil)
Lineage: Eukaryota; Metazoa; Arthropoda; Insecta; Coleoptera; Curculionidae
Source: the annotation of a GenBank genome assembly
GUUAAGGGGUGUGGGAGGGGGGAUUUGUUACACACAGGCCUUAUGAGGAUAGGCCAUCCUAAUUAUUCAUGUGUGUAUCAUCCUUGGGUACAUACGGCCAUAAGGAUUUGGCCCGAUUGUUUUUAGUAAUCGCAGCCCAAGGUUGCCUGGUACUCCUGGUAGCCCAAGGUUGCCUGGUACUCCUGGUAGCCCAAGGUUGCCUGGUAGCCCAAGGUUGCCUUGCCUGGUAGCCCAAGGUUGCCCGAUAACUUUAUGACGUCAUGUAGGGUGCCUCUUCAUAAUUCAAUUUUUCAUAAGGCACCCCAGAUACGUCAUCAAGUUAUCUAUUACCAGACAACCUGAUCGCGGCCAUAUUGGUGUAUCACCACUGCCGACAUCAUUAACUAUUAGUCGUCAGCUUUUUGCGCCAGCGGUCCUAGUUUAAAAUUUAAAUUUAUGAUGAAAAAUAUCAUUCAAUUUUGAUUAACAUAACAGGCAAAGAGGAAGAUGCAAACGAGAUCUAACUAAUGCAAACGAGAGCCGCUUUCGGGUGCUCCUAAAACACUUCACACCUGUCAGCACAGACUGUCAGUGACUUGUCAUACUCCAUGCGUUUUGCACUCGAACGCUUGACCGAACGGGUCAAACUGUAGCCGGAGUACGAGCCGGAGUACUUCGGAGUAGCUCGGGAGCGCUUAAAGGGUGGCACCACUGAUGGCACCCGAAAGCAGCUCAGGUUCGGUUGUUCGGUACCAUCUUUUCCGGAAAUCCAGGAAGGAAAAUAACAGUUUUUAUGUGCUGCCAUCUAUCGAUUUGUGUAUAAAAUCAACUUGAUUCGUAUAAUUAAUGAAACUACAACUGAUUUUUGGUGAUUCCGAGCCCACUAAUUUACAUUUCUGAUCAAAAGCGAAAGACAGCAAGACUUUCCGGGAAUCCCAUAAUAAUUUCUACCUAGGUGCGGUUUUUAAACAAAAAAUCGUAAAAUCUGAAAAUCUUCUUGACCUUUUGUAAGUGUGUGGUUAUGUUCCUGUUUAGUAGUGUUUACUACACAACCAAAUUAUAAUUUGCCUAUAUUUUUAAUUUUCAUUACCCUGGGUCAAUGAAUAAGGCUACAUUAACAUGACAAAUAAUUGAAAUAACUGUUGAACCAAAAAUAAUUCGCUGACACUCGACCAAUAACAAUAAACACUGAACAGGCACAAAAAUGGAAAGGUAAAUAUUAACAACAAAACUGUAACCUCCCAAAAUGACGCUAAUUACGAUAAUCAGAGACCCUCACCAACCACCCUUCGGACUCCCAGCAGAUACAGACCCUCUAGAGGGCCCUUCUGCUGAACCCCAACAACUGAGCCCCAAUACUCUAAAAGUAGCAGCCGCAGAAUGCCUAAGCAGCUGGAUAGGAUACUUACAAAUGCUCAACACUAUGUGUGCUGCGGGAAUGCGACUCGCUCAGUCUCUUUACAACUUAAGCCAAAUGCAAACUGUUCCUAUAGCCACUCAAUGUAUUACUAGCUGGGAGGAUUUGAGCAGAGCUACAGCUAUAGCUACCAGCUCUGUGAAAAAUCACAUAGCUGCAGCAAUGCAGGACAUGAGCAUCGGAGACACUUUUACAGAAUCCGAUGCUCAGCGCCAACUAGAGCAUAACCAGCACAUAAUCACUGAAAACUUGCUAACUUUUAUAAAUUUACAAUAUCAAUUUUCAAUUGCAAGUUGUGAGAAUUUUGGUUCAAUGGCUUUGUGUCCUUCUUGUCAAACCACGCCUGGCGGGAUACAUAAUUCUGAUUGCAGCAUGGCCACUGUACAGCAGUGUUUCAGCAAACAAGAGACCCGCUCGCAAAUGUCCAGUCCGAGAAUGGAAGAAAUGCCAAGGCAGCUCAGUCCUAUGGCCGAAGCCAGGGGUUCGUCACCUUAUCAAGAGCCCAGGGGUCCGAGUCCUAUACAUAGUUUUGCUGGACCUGGACCAUUGGAAACUUUGAGAGGUCCAUUUCCUACUCCAGGGCAGCUGCACACAAUGAAAUUACCGUUUCCAGGUCGUGGAGGUCAAAGAUCGCCACUUCAUUUUCCUUUGUUUCCUUUGGGCGGGCCCCGGAGGUGGUCUGAAGCUGCUGCUACUGAUGUCAGUGGAGCUGAAGGUUUAUUAGGACCUAAUCCUGAGGCAACAGCUAGAAGAUGGUCAAUGCCCUGGGACACUGCCUGGAUGAUCGAAGGUUCCACCGUGCCAACACGACCAGGAAAUCAAACCAAACUGUCAGUGCCAAGCGGAGGGCCUGGCAGUUCUCAAGAGAGAAGCCGCAGUACUACACCUGAAUCAGUUGCAUCUCAACCUUCAACAACUGCACAAGCAACAGGAGUGCUGCCCAGCGUUGAAGGGCUAUCUGAAGCUAUCCAGUUGCUGUCUUGUCGUCCUAGUAGGUCAUCUAUUCCUACUACUUCUAUACCCGGCCAUUCUUAUGUGUGGGGGGAAACUCACGAAGAUCGGAUGCAUAGAAGGAUGUUUCCUUCACAAAGAGGAAAUUGGCAGUCAGUUGAUGUCCCUCACGCCAGUGGCAUGUCUGUAACUGAACACUUUGAUAUUUUUCCAUCUGGCUUGCCAUUGACUUCGAGAAAAAGUAGCUCUUCUACUGAUUCAUCUUCUUGUUUGUCUAUUCAUAGCAGAUCCACCGCCAGUGGUUCAGAAAGAGGCUCUACAAGUGAAGGAAGUGGACCUGACGCCAUACGUUUACAUACGAAUUUAUACUCAAUGUGGAGCGGAAGUGAGCAUCUACCUUUUAUUAGGCUUCCUGAAAGUCAGGAACCGCAAGAAGAUAGUGAUACUGAUGACCCUCCGACUGAACGUAGCGGUUUUAGCACAUUCCCAAAACCUAUAUAGACUGAUAUUGGAUUUGCAGGAAUGGUUAACAACAAAUAGCAUACUUUAUCGUUCUCGUCUCGAAGCAGUGUUUCCACAAGCAUAAAAUGUUCUUGAAGUUCAUCACUGGUACACUUUAACUUAAAGUAAGUUUUUCAUAAGAUACAGC